AUGGCGGCGGGCGUGAAACCCCUGCUGCAGCGCUGCCCCUCUCCCGUCCUGGCGCUGGGUUGUGAAAUAGGAAGAACUCAUAUAAGGCUAGCAAACCUCCCGCGUUUCCACCCAGCCGUCUACCAAUCCACAUCGAACACCCUUGCCAACCAACCCCCCUCCCCGCUCCAACAGCGGCCCGCACAGCCAUACAGAAUACCAUCAGGUUCCAGGGAUGCCCUGCGCCAAUACCGCGACCUCGUCGCAGGUGUGACACUCACACCACGCGGCUCCUCGACAACGAGCAGUAGCAUGAAGCCUUCAAAGCCGCGACUUGAUCCGCUGGGCAGCCCCGGCCCCGUGACGCCCUUGGCGCUAGAGGAAAAUGAGGGUGGAUAUUUCGUCGCUGGGGCUUCCAGGUCGCCGCCGCCAGACUCCAAUGCGAGGAAUCAUAAUAAUGGCCCUGUGUCGCCACGGGAACUGGUCGAGAAGCUCAUCCAGCGGGAGACUGAGAAGUUAGGGUCUCAAGGCUUGUCGAGGAAGGAGAACCAGAGUCGAUGA
This is a messenger RNA of Histoplasma capsulatum G186AR, 540 nucleotides long. RefSeq lists its product as uncharacterized. Lineage: Eukaryota; Fungi; Ascomycota; Eurotiomycetes; Onygenales; Ajellomycetaceae. The coding region runs from base 1 to 540 and encodes 179 amino acids. The record is from RefSeq and is a predicted model, not a curated record. The transcript has 2 exons.